GUCGAGAAACUUUACGAUCGAAUUUCUUAUUUUCGGAGAGCCUGUCAAAUAUUUAGUUCCAGGGAUCUCUUUUAAUUUGGUGAGGCUGAUGAACAAGUGAAAGGCAGCUUGCUGCCGAAGUGCCCGCAGAAUGGCAGCCAGCUCGCUGCAAAUCACGCGGCGGGAAGAUGGCAGCUACCUGUACGAGUUCACCAGCCACAGCCAGCACAUCCUGCAGACCCUCAACGAGUGCCGGCAGUUCCCCCGGCUCUGCGACUGCACCGUGCUGGUGGAGACGCGCACCUUCCACACGCACAAGGCGGUGCUGAUUGCCUGCAGUGACUACUUCAAGAGCUACUUCACCACCACCCUGCCGGACAUCUCUGGGGCCGGCCAGCCAAUCGUCCUGGACAAUGUCAGUGCCAGGGGUUUCCAUCUUCUGCUGGAGUUUGCCUACACCUCCCGGAUGUGCCUGACCAUGGCAGUCAUGGAAGACGUCCUGUCGGUGGCCGUCAAUCUCAAGGCUCCCUCCGUCCUGGAGGCCUGCUGCGAGUUCCUCAAGUCUCAGCUGACUGGCGACAACUGUGUUGACAUCAUCUCGGUGGCUGAGACAUUUAACCUGACGGAGAUCAAGCGACAGGCCAACAGGCUCAUGUGUGAGCGACUCAUCGAGCUGUCGCAGACAUACAAGAAAGGCAGUGGGCCAUUGCUACCAGAGAGUAAAGAGGAACUGGAAAAUCUGAUAAGUGCCAACAAGGAUGCCCUGGCUGCCUUUGAAGUUCCUCAGCAAGACCUUCAUCAACAGGAGAGCUGUGAUAGUGAGAGCGAGGACAAUGGUGGUGGUGAUGGUGAUGGUGAUGAGACGGACAGCUCAUGCUCAGACACGUCUCCCAUGAUCGCCGACAGACUCCGCCCCCGAGUGCAAACCCAACCCCCAAACUUAGACCCUUCUAGAGACAGGACACUGAAGGUGGAGACCAAAGCGGCGCUGAAGAGCCCCGUGCCACGGUCUCUCAGGCAGCUGCCACGCAGGCGGGGCCGACCCCGCAAGAACGAGCAGGUGCAACGCACGACCAGAAUACGCAAGACACUCCGCAUCAAGCGGGGGACCUUCACCAUCGCCAAGACCCGGAAGGAGUACGUCUGCCGGUUCUGCACCCUCAAGUUCAGCAAGCUGCGGGACCUGAGGCAGCACUACGUCGGGGAGCACAGCCAGUGCAACCGGUGCACCAAAGUCUUCCGCACGGACAUGGAACUGGACCGCCACUUAAUAUCCCACCAGAGGCGCGACACGGCCCGCGGCCCCCGCCGGUACGUCUGCACGUUCUGCGGCAAAAACUGUGGUUACUCGUCGGCACUGAAGAUCCACGUCCGUACCCACACAGGCGAGAAGCCCUUCAAGUGCGACCUGUGCAGCGCCCGUUUCAUCCAGUCCAUCAACCUCAAACGACACGUGCUCACAAACCACCAGAAGGACACCCCCUACGCAUGCAAAUUCUGCGACAAAAAAUUCAGCGUGUUUGUCUACCUGAAGAGUCAUGAGAUCACGCACAGCAGCGAGCGGCCGUUCCAGUGCGAGACUUGUGGAGCCAUGUUCAAGCGUAAGAGUGACCUCCGUAGCCACAACAGGGUGCACAGCACUGACAAGCCGUUCACUUGCAACAUCUGCCUUGCCAAAUUCAAGACCACCAACGAUCUCAAGACCCACUCGCUGAUCCACAACGACACCAAGCCGCACACCUGUGACAAGUGUGGGGCCAGCUUCAAGCGGACGGGCCACCUGAACAGGCACAUGAUGAUCCAUAGCAAUAACAAGCCUUACCAGUGUGAGACGUGCGGUGCCCAGUUCAACCGGAAGGAGAACCUGCGUAGUCAUCAGCGCAUCCACAGUGGUGAGCAGCCGUACAAGUGCAGCCUGUGUGGAGCUAGCUUCCGUCAUCUCAGCAGUAUGAAAAUACAUGAGAAGAAUCAUUGGAGCCAGAGAUCGGGUGCCCCAGAGACUACCAUCAUGAGCCAGCAUGAUGGUGGCUCCUCCCUCCAGCACAUCGCUGCCCUCAUGGGCCUACAGGGUCUCAACAUGCCGGUCAACCUGCAGGUCAGCACGGACGGCCAGCCAGCAGUGGCUCAACUGGCCAUGCCGCAAAACCACGCCUCUCCUAACCCUACCCCACCCCUCCAGUCACCCAGCCCCCACACCACAAUGAGCCUGCACCCCCAGCAGCAGCAGCAGCAGCAGCAGCAGCAGCAGCAGGCCAACCCUGCAUUGCAGCAGCUGUCCCAGUCCACCCUGUCCAUGCACCCACCGACGUGCAUCUCCACGCUGACGUCGCCCAUGCAGUCGCCCAUGCCCAUGGCGAAUGCCACCCGCUCCCCUAUGCCCCUCGGCCCCGUGCCGUCCCCCUCCCCCCACAACCACAUGCAGACCCCUAUGUCCCCCGGCGUGAACCAAGUGCAAGGCCAUCAUCAAGUCCACAAUUUGCAAGCGUACAUGAUGAACACAGCCACGAUGAUGUGAAGAACUGCCGUCCAAUCCAAGCCACUAGUAUGCCAUAGUUUCUUUGAAUUUUGUUUCACACAAGUCUUUUACCUCCGAGAAGUUACUCACAUUGUUGUCGCUCAAUCGAAGAAUCCAAUCCAAGAACCAUUACAACUUCGAGACCAUUGUGUAGGCCAUUCAAAAGUGCACCCAAUAAUGUUUCAUUAUAAGGUGUGAAACCAGUUUGCGUUGAAAUUGUAUACGAUUAUUUUGACAGAGUGCGUGCAAAAGUGAAGCGCACCGUGUGACAUGUAGAAGGGUGUAAGUGCAGGAUGAAACACAAGGGUGCACUGAGCUCGUCUACAGCACUUAUUAAAAGUACGAAGUAAAUGUUUGGUUUUAUACAAAUACAGCAUGGUUUUAGGGGAAGUAGUGGGAAUUACUGGUCCCGAGGUUAAGGUCAGCUUG
Messenger RNA from Patiria miniata (bat star), 2923 nucleotides. Its product is annotated as myoneurin-like. The coding region runs from base 131 to 2494 and encodes 787 amino acids. Gene Ontology annotation, biological process: regulation of transcription by RNA polymerase II. Gene Ontology annotation, molecular function: RNA polymerase II cis-regulatory region sequence-specific DNA binding; DNA-binding transcription factor activity; protein binding. The record is from RefSeq and is a predicted model, not a curated record. The transcript is spliced from 4 exons. Lineage: Eukaryota; Metazoa; Echinodermata; Asteroidea; Valvatida; Asterinidae.